Messenger RNA from Mycena citricolor, 1714 nucleotides. NCBI's taxonomy places the organism in Eukaryota, Fungi, Basidiomycota, Agaricomycetes, Agaricales, Mycenaceae. The record is from the annotation of a GenBank genome assembly.
CAACAAGCCGGCCUUCCGCGCAAAUGAUCAUUGAAUCGGAAAUGUGGGAAUGGCUAUGGGGCUGGCUCGAUGGUCAAGAUGAUGCAGAGUGGGAGUGCGUGGUUUGAGGACUACGGGCUUUGAUUGCUAUUCAGAGUCGCGUAUAAAGACUCUCAAGGCAGCGAGAUGUCAUUUACUCACAAGAUAAACUCCUCUUCCCAGAAGUCUAGAUGAGCUACUAUAACCCUAUCUCUCAGUGCAACAACUGUCGUCUCACAAAUUUAAGCAAUGCGACGGUGCCAUGCCGAUCUGCACGCCAUGCCAGAUUCAACCGUCGCAAACUGCUCCCUGUGGAUAUACUGCGACCGAUCCUGCUCCAGCGAUGUACCCGCGGCCUGGAUACACGAGUUCUGAUGCCUAUUCGUCGGAUAGCUCAGGGAGUCUCAGUCCGGAAAGUUCGCGGCUUCGCUCGGUGUCCAAUUCCCCGUCUCCAGGAUCCUCCCAGUCAGAGUUAACCUAUUUCUGAGACUACUCUUUGGUCUAACAAUCUGAGCAGUGGAUCAGACCUUGAUGUUUUCAUCACACGCUUCAAUCAAUCACCGAUAUUCUAUCUGGGCAUUGCAAACUUACGAACUCUGUUCCAGGGACAGAUCUCAACCAGUCUCCGGAGCGCCGUAUAUCUAUGGAAUGCUCACCUGACCGCACAGUUCCACGAUCCCAUGCCUACCAUACAAUCGCUUGCCCAAAUCACAGCCCUGGCCCCGCAGAUGUCCGACAACGAAUUUUUGCAAACGCUCCAGGCUCAGGUCUUGAUCUCUUAUUACUGCCUGGACAUCGGGCUCAAAGACGAGGGCCCGCAGAUGAUUCAAUCUGCGUGGGCUCUGGCGUCGUGGGCCGGGUUACACAUCGGAGGCAACCCAAGCGAGCACCGCGCGACUGCUUUCUGGGCUUUGCUUCUGACGCAUAACAUGUGGGUUGCGGCAUCCGGCAGGACUCUCCAGUUUCCGUUCAAUCUGAGAGAGGUCUCUGUUUCUUGGCCGACGAACGGGCGAGAAAGAGGUACCGCGCGGUACCCCAUCUCGGAGUUUAUGGACGGACUCGACCACCCGGAAGCCUUUUCUCCGUUCGCGCUUCUCAUCAAGGCCUCUAUACUGCUUGAACGCGUCAUCACAUUCUGCAUGGGCGUAACCGAGCCAGCGCAGUUCCUCAUCGUGCAGUCGCGCCUGCGGACAUUCCAAGCUCAGCUGCCGGCGCUGGAGUCCAAAUCGACCCUGGCCUCGCCGGGCUUCCAUACCCUCCUCGUCGCGCGAUGUUUCAUCAACGUGGCCUACAUUCGGCUCUGCGCGCUAGGAAGCGGGGGAGGAUUAGCGCAGACGAGCUCACAGGCCAAUAUGGCACUUGCUCGAAGUGCUGCCAAUCGCGUUGUUUCGGAUCUCAAGAAAGCGGGAAACCUGCAGUGGAAAUAUGUGGAGCCGGUUCUCGGACCUCUCAUGUCGACGACAUGUUUUUGCUACUCGUCUGCACUGUGUCACGCUCAAGAGGCGAUCACCAACAAACAAGUUAUAGUAGAGCUUUUGGCUAAGUUUAGCCGAUAUUCAGAAACAAUCCGGCAAUGCUAUGCGGUGGUCCAGCGCUCUUAAAUUGCAACGUCUCAUUAUUUAUUUGCAUACAGAUAGAUCUUUUACUACGUAUCAGACAGAACUUUUUCUACUUAUCCAUCAAUAUUUAAUCUAAU